AGGCCAUGCCCAGAGAUUAGAUUUCCACUGGCACCAAAGGAUCAGCUUACUGCUCUAUGUGUGCCUCUCCUUGCCCAGCUCUGAACUACACUCAGUAUGCCUCUUUCUGUCCUAAACAAAGAGACAUUCAUUUUUCUAACACAUACAUUAAGUGCAUUUUGACUCUCAGACCUGUGUACACAGUGGAGAAUCUAGCUCUGCUCUGCAGGAGUUAUCCAAGUUCCACCAUUAUCUCUGUGGACUUCUUGGUUCCAACGAAUCCUUCUUCUUGUCUGUUGUGCCAUGUCACACUGAAGUCAGUGACAAGAGCCAAGCCUGAACUUCAAACACCCAGGCAGAACAAGAGGUGCAAGCAAAAACAUUUGCCAGAAAAUUAAAGGGAAAAUAAUCUUGGCAGAAGAACAAAAAGGAGGAAGAGGUGGGGGAGGAGGAGGAGGAGGAGGAGGAGGAGGAGGAGGAGGAGGAGGAGGAGGAGGAGGAGGAGGGAACCAGACAAUAUGAUAUCAAAACUUCUAAAGGAGAAACUCAAGGUCUAUCCUUGAGAAACACCAGCAGGGUAUCUUCUUACUUCUCAAUUCAUGGUCCUAUCCAACAUUACUCAUUUUAGCCCUAUGUUCUACCUCAGUGGCUUUCCUGGUUUGGAAGCCUUUGAACACUGGAUCUUCAUCCCCUUUUUCUUGAUGUACCUGGUGGCCAUUUCAGGCAAUUGUCUCAUUCUGAUAAUUAUUAAGACCAACCCUCGUCUGCACACACCCAUGUACUAUCUACUUUCCUUGCUGGCCCUCACUGACCUGGGGCUGUCAGUGUCUACCUUGCCCACCAUGGUGGGUAUUUUUUGGUUCAAUUACCAUGGCAUUUAUUUUGGAGCCUGCCAAAUCCAGAUGUUCUGCAUCCACUCUUUUUCCUUCAUGGAGUCUGCAGUGCUCCUCGUCAUGUCCUUUGAUCGUUUUGUGGCCAUCUGCCACCCACUGAGGUACUCCUCCAUUAUUACCGUUCAGAGGGUAAUGAGGGCAGGCCUAUGUGUCAUCCUCAGGGGGCCUGUAGCCCUUAUCCCAAUUGUGCUCCUCCUGAAGGAUUUUCCCUACUGUGGACCUCUUGUCCUCUCCCACUCAUUUUGUCUACACCAGGAAGUGAUACACCUGGCAUGUGUAGACACCACCUUCAACAACCUAUAUGGACUGUCACUGGUGGUGUUCACCGUGAUGCUAGACCUCGUGCUCAUUGCGCUGUCCUAUGGAUUCAUCCUAUACACGGUGGCUGGUCUGGCUUCCCAAGAGGAGCAGAUCCGAGCCUUCCAAACAUGUACUUCACAUCUCUGUGCUGUGCUUGUGUUCUUUGUGCCCAUGAUGGGACUGUCCCUGGUACACCGCUUUGGGAAACAUGCUCCACCUGCUGUGCAUCUUCUCAUGGCCAACAUCUACCUCUUUGUACCACCCAUGCUUAACCCAGUCAUAUAUAGUAUUAAGACAAAGGAAAUCCGAAAAGCAAUCAUCAGGUUCCUAGGUUUUAGAAAGGUCAAUUCUGAAUCCUGGGGAUAAAUGAAUAACUGAAUGUCCUUACUCUAAAAGUCAAAACUCUAUCAAAUUAAGUAUCUAUCAUAACACCCAGCAUCCUGAGAGCUUCGACCUCCAAGUCAUAAAUAAAAUGCAAAUAUGUUUCUUUUCUUUCGAAUUGUGGCUCAAGAACACAGACCUUCUUUUUCUUAAAUUAUGAUGCCCCUUUCUUCCCAUCUUUUCUGCUUGGCCAAAGUCCUCCUGCUCUUUUUCUAUUCUGGUUAAGCCUACUGUCAGACCCCAGAGUUACAUUAAUUCAUCAAAAUCUGACACACUUCCCCUAAAGUGGUUUAAAAACAAUCCCUCAACUCUUCCUGAAGUUGUUCUCCUACGAUCAUUCCUCUAGUAGAAGCCCUUGACCUCCUCCUGAGUCUGCUCAUCUCUGAUUGUAGCUUGCUUGUUUGUUUUAAUCCCUUGAAUCCAGCAAAUCAAUUCAAUGUUAAACUGGAGCCACGAUGUAUAUCUGGCUGCUGUAGUUGUGAGAUGCUGCACAGUGAUGUGCUGGAGAACAGGUUCAGACAAAUAAACCGUGACAAACAUGUUGGGUCACAAUUGCUCAGGAUAUAUGAGCUCCAAAUCAGCAGAGCAUCCAUACCCUACCCUGCUACAACUGACCAUAAUCCAUGUUUAGUCUCACCUUUAAUGCUACUUCCUAAAUGACAGGCAGUUUUCUAAACACAGAGCAGACAGGGCUGUUUGUUUUCAUAGCAUUCCAUAUUUGCCAUGUUAACAUUUGUCAUAAAUAGCAUGUGGUUUGUAUGUUAUGUAUUGUGUGCAUGUGUUCAUUAGGAUAUAAAACUAAUUUAAACUCCCUGAAAUUAUUAUAGAUGCAUCUACCAUUAAUAAAUCUAUGUGCUAUAAAUUCAA
Messenger RNA from Mus musculus (house mouse), 2420 nucleotides. It is a transcript of the gene Or51m1, whose product is annotated as olfactory receptor family 51 subfamily M member 1. Gene Ontology annotation, molecular function: signaling receptor activity; G protein-coupled receptor activity; olfactory receptor activity. The transcript is spliced from 4 exons. The record is from RefSeq and is a predicted model, not a curated record. Lineage: Eukaryota; Metazoa; Chordata; Mammalia; Rodentia; Muridae. Gene Ontology annotation, biological process: signal transduction; G protein-coupled receptor signaling pathway; cellular response to lipid. Gene Ontology annotation, cellular component: membrane; plasma membrane. The coding region runs from base 579 to 1538 and encodes 319 amino acids.